UUUAGUCCCAGCACUGGGGAGGCAGAAGCAGGAGGAUCUCUGAGAGUUCGAGGUCAGCCUGGUCUACAUAGUGAGUUGUAAGACAAACACGGCUGCGUAAUGAACUUCUGAGACAUGCAAGUCAGGGAACUAAGAAAGUCUUUGCUGUUUGGACAACCCUCCAAUCAGAGUGAAGAAGGGUGUUCCCGCCUUCCGGGCCGAAACAGACCAAUCACCGUUACGGAGCAUCGCGCGAAACUCCGCUGAAGGACCUUGCAUUUGUUUGCGUCCCUGCACCAGGUAUCUCGUCUUGCAAUCCCCUUCCCAGCCUCCAAAGAAGAAUCCUUCAUCUUCCUUGUCCCAGCGCCCUAAAUCCUAACACUCAAACCGGCUGGUCGGCGGGAGCCGGAAGUGUGCGCCGCAGGAACGGGUCCCCAGUCAACGCCGCCGGAAGUAGUGAUUCCUACGGGAUACCUUCACUCAGCAUGGCGGCGAUUCCCCCUGACACCUGGCAGCCGCCCAACGUCUACCUGGAGACUAGCAUGGGGAUCAUAGUGCUGGAGCUGUACUGGAAGCACGCGCCCAAGACCUGCAAGAACUUUGCGGAGCUGGCUCGGCGGGGCUACUACAACGGCACCAAGUUCCACAGGAUCAUCAAGGACUUCAUGAUCCAAGGCGGUGACCCGACAGGGACAGGUCGAGGUGGCGCAUCUAUCUACGGCAAACAGUUUGAAGAUGAACUUCAUCCGGACCUGAAGUUCACUGGGGCUGGGAUUCUCGCAAUGGCCAAUGCAGGACCAGAUACCAACGGCAGCCAGUUCUUUGUGACCCUGGCCCCUACCCAGUGGCUGGAUGGCAAACAUACCAUUUUUGGCCGAGUGUGCCAGGGUAUAGGAAUGGUGAAUCGAGUGGGCAUGGUAGAAACAAACUCGCAGGACCGUCCUGUGGAUGACGUGAAGAUCCUUAAGGCAUACCCUUCUGGGUAGGUAGGAUGCUGCCUCGGGCACACCCAGGUCCUGGUGAGCCAUCUUCUGGAUGACAGAGUGCCGUGCCAUUCAGCGGUGUGCGGACCCACUCUGAAGCGGAAGGGUCGUCUUCGGGGACAUUUGUAUUCCAGCCAACAGUCUCAGACUUGACAAGCAGGCUGUGUGGAC
Acomys russatus (golden spiny mouse) is the source of this 1133-nucleotide messenger RNA. It is a transcript of the gene Ppil1, whose product is annotated as peptidylprolyl isomerase like 1. The record is from RefSeq and is a predicted model, not a curated record. Gene Ontology annotation, molecular function: peptidyl-prolyl cis-trans isomerase activity. Gene Ontology annotation, cellular component: catalytic step 2 spliceosome. Lineage: Eukaryota; Metazoa; Chordata; Mammalia; Rodentia; Muridae. The transcript is spliced from 4 exons. The coding region runs from base 465 to 965 and encodes 166 amino acids. Gene Ontology annotation, biological process: protein peptidyl-prolyl isomerization; protein folding.